AUGAUAAAAUCUCUUAAGUGUAUUAAAUGUUAAUUGGAGACAAAAGAAAGUGCAUCUUAUAAAGCAAAAUGUGGACAUCUAUAUUGCAAUAAAUGUAUUGACCAGAUAACUGCUGAAGGAGGUUCAAAUUGUUCAGAAAAACAAUGCUCUUAUUUUCUAAACAUAUCAGAUCUAAUGAGCAGGCAAAUGCAAAAACUAACAGGAAGCAAUCAAAUGGUAUUUGGGAAAUAGAUUACAAUUUUUUAAGGAGAUUCUAAAAAAAUGAGUAUAAUAGCUAUUUAUUAUAGCAUCACCUUCUUAAUAAAAUAAAGCAACAGCUAUAAAAUAAAAUAAUCAAAAUUCCAAUACUCCAAUAAAAUAAUAAAAAAAUACUCAACCUAGAAGAUCAUUUUAAGAACGUUCCCCUGUUGUAAUUUAAACAAAAUCUAAAUCUCAAAUGCAUAAAAUAACAGAUAAGGUAUUACAAUAAUAAAACAGUACAAAGAUUUUUCAACCAAAAUAAUAGCAAACUUAAUAAAGAUAAUAAUAAUAACAAUAAUAAUAAUAACAAUAAUAAUAAUAACAAUAAUAAUAAUAACAAUAAUAAUAAUAACAAUAAUAACCAAAAGUAAUUCAAUAAUAACAAAAUUAAUAAAUAAAAUAAUUGAUAUAACCUAAUUAAAUAUAACCAUAAAAAUAAGAAAUUAAUAUUGAGGAUAGAAUGACUGAAUCUAUCUAAUAUAAAUGUGAUUAUUGCAAUACAAAUAAUUCUGGAUUAUUUCAUAAUGAAAUAUGUGACCAUAGGUUAUGUUAUGAUUGUAUCUAAAAAUAUUAUGAGGACUUCUGUGUCUGUUUUGUUAAGGAUUGUGGUUGGUAAAUCAAUUAGGAAUAAUUAAACUAAUUCAUGUUAACUUAUGUUACCUUUCAAUUAAAUGAAGUUGAAGAAAUCAAAUUAAAAAGACAGCAGUCUUCAUCUGAUCAAUAAGAUAUUCUAAUUAGCAAAUUUUAAUUUGAAGAAGUCACUUUAUAACAUAUGUAAAUCUCAAAUAUGAAUGAAUUCAUAAAAACUUUUGAUGAACUCAAAAUUAAGGAAAAAAAUUAUAUUGAUCUCAAGUUUGGUCCAAAUGAAAAAAGUGUUGGGUCCAAUUACACUGUCACAUGGUAGAGAUUGAAUGUUAUUUUUAAUGGAGAUUAUUAAUUUUUUGCAAAAUCAAAUGAUAAUAAAAGGUUUGGAUUAGGAAAGUACAUAGGUCCACAAGAUAUAAUAUAAGGGUAAUUAGGAAAUUGUUAUUUGUUGGCUUCAAUAUCUGCAUUGGGAAAUAGAAGACCUGAUUUAUUAUUAGAUGCUUUUAUAACAAGAGCAAUAAAUGAAUAAGGAAUAUAUUGUAUAAGAUUAUGUAUAGAUGGUAUAUGGAAGGCCAUAUAUGUUGAUGAUUAUUUCCCAGUCUAUCCUAAUUUAACUCCCAUUUUUACUAAAGCUAAAAAUAAUGCAAUCUGGGUCAUGGUAUUGGAGAAAACUUGGGCAAAGUUAUUUGGGUCUUAUCAAAAUAGCGCAUCAGGUUCUAUGUAAGAAGUGCUAAGAGCUUUAACUGGUGCACCAACAGAAGUUAUCUGGACUCAAUCUCCAGAAUUUAUUGCUUAACUUCGAAAAUGCCUUGACAAUAGAGUGAUUAUGGUUGCAGCUACUUAGAGUAGUGACAUUCAACCAAUUACAUAAGGAUUGGUUCCAAAUCAUGCCUAUUCUGUUCUUAAAAUCAAAUAAAUAAAUCAUCCAAAAAGAGGAUAAGUGGAAUUGUUGAAAUUAAGAAAUCCAUGGGGAAGAAAGGAGUGGACAGGAGAUUGGGGAUAAGAUAGUCCAUUAUGGACUCCAUAAUUAAGAUAGGAAUUAAAGUUAGAUAUAGAAGAUUCAGGUGUAUUUUAUAUGGAUAUUGGAUCAUUCAUGCAAUAAUUUAGAGAUAUCCAUAUAUGUCAUGUCAAAUAAAAUUAUUAAUAUUGUGCAACUUAAAUCAAAACCAAUAAAAAAAAGGCUGUAUACUAUUCUUUUAAAAUUACAAGGGAAGGAGAUUAUUACAUUACUAUAAAUUAAAGAAAUCAAAGAUGGGCAGGUAAUCCUAAAUAUAGUAAUGCCAAACUACUUAUUUGUAAAAAAGAAGAAAACAAUACAUAUACAUAUAUAGCUGGUAAACUUAGUUAAUUUGGUGAAGUAUGGUGUAAAUGUACUUUAACAAAGGGGGAAUAUAUAGUUUUUGCUAAAGUUUUUUGGGAAUAUCAUUAAGAAUUUUUCUUUGUUCUUUCUUCUUAUGGUGUAGAAAAAUUAGAAUUCAAAUAAAUUAAAAAAGUUCAAGAAAUGUUAUCAAGUGUUUUCAUUAAAAAAGGAUUUCUUUAAUAACCCAAACGAAGUUAUGACACAAUGGGAUAACCAAAGAUACAAAGUUGUUAUAAUUUAGAUAGACUGGAUGGUUGGGGUUAUUAUUUUAUUGACAAUUAAUCAAAUGUUAAAUUAAUUAGUAAAAUAUCCUUCCAUAAAUUUUAUGGAUUACGAUUUUGUAAACCUCAUAGAGGAGUCACACUCAAUAUUGAAUUGCCCCCUGGGAAAUAAUUUAUAGCUGUAAUCAAAGUGCUAUCAGGAUAUGAAAUAGAAUUUACUCAAAAGGUUCAAUUUCAACAAUGA
This is a messenger RNA of Paramecium pentaurelia, 2650 nucleotides long. NCBI's taxonomy places the organism in Eukaryota, Ciliophora, Oligohymenophorea, Peniculida, Parameciidae. The record is from the annotation of a GenBank genome assembly.